Molecule: messenger RNA, 1955 nt
Organism: Neoarius graeffei (lesser salmon catfish)
Lineage: Eukaryota; Metazoa; Chordata; Actinopteri; Siluriformes; Ariidae
Gene: ywhaz
Product: tyrosine 3-monooxygenase/tryptophan 5-monooxygenase activation protein, zeta polypeptide
Exons: 6
Coding region: 124-855 (243 amino acids)
Biological process (GO): signal transduction
Cellular component (GO): cytoplasm
Source: RefSeq, a predicted model, not a curated record
CCCUGCUCCAGGGGCGUUGUGAGUGAGUGGGAGACCCCGUGGAUGUGUCCGGGAAGAGCGCGCGGAUUGUGACUGUCAACUGGGCAGCAGGAAGAACAUCACCGGUCUGAGAAAGCGAUCACCAUGGAUAAGGAAGACCUUGUGCAGAAGGCCAAACUGGCUGAACAGGCUGAGCGUUAUGAUGACAUGGCCGCAGUGAUGAAGCAGGUGACGGAGGAGGGAAAGACACUGACGGACGAGGAGAGGAACCUGCUCUCGGUGGCCUACAAGAACGUGGUGGGAGCGUGCCGCUCAGCAUGGAGGGUCGUCUCCAGCAUCGAGCAGAAGAUGAAUAAGGAGAACAAUGACAAGCAGCAGAUCGCCAAAGAGUACCGUGAAAAGAUCGAAUCCGAGCUGCAGGAAAUCUGCAAUGACGUGCUGCAUCUCUUGGACAACUUCCUGAUCUGCAAGUCGUCUCCAGCUGAGAGUCAGGUGUUCUACCUAAAGAUGAAAGGAGAUUAUUAUCGCUACCUGGCUGAGGUCGCUGUAGGAGACAACAAAAAUCGCAUCAUGGAUCAAUCCAGGGAUGCGUAUCAGUCUGCGUUUGACAUCAGCACAAAAGAAAUGCAGCCCACUCACCCGAUCCGACUCGGCCUCGCGCUAAACUUCUCCGUCUUCUACUACGAGAUCCUCAACUCGCGCCAUCAGGCCUGCGAUCUUGCCAAGAAGGCGUUCGAUGAUGCAAUCGCUGAGCUCGACCAGCUGACCGAGGACUCGUACAAAGACAGCACGCUGAUCAUGCAGCUGCUCCGAGACAACCUGACACUGUGGACCUCAGACAAUCAGGAGGAGACGGAGGAGGGACGGGAAAACUAAAAAGAAAACAAACAAAAAAUGUUGAGAGCCUGAUGCACACUCUAUUCCUCCGCACCAGCCUCUCCUCUUCGUGUGUGUGUGUGUGUUUAGAAGGGCAGGGUUGAUCCUGACAUUUGAUCAUUCCUUGGGGCACAAACUAGAGUGAGGGAUCCAGUUUAAUAAACUGGACGUGUGUGUGUUUUAUAACUACAUGUAAAUGUUGUUUUGGGUGUGUGUGUGUGUGUGUGUGUGUGAGAGAGAGGGAGCGACAGUUUUCUUAGAGAUUCCAACUGAAAUCGGACUCCAGUCUGUACCGACAUAUCAAAUAUUAAAUCCCUGUAUUGUGAUAACUGCCAAACUUUUUAUUGUGCUUCAUGAUGAUGAUGUAACCUAUUUAACAAUUUGCAGACCAUAUUUUCUAAGUGUGGUGAUCAGAUGAUCCUGUAAUCAUGAUUUGGUUAUCGGCACAUACCCAUCCACGGGCGUGGCCUUUCCAGCCAGCACUAAACGCCAAGAACUCGACCGCGACAUCAGAACAUUUGGGAUUCUACAAUUUUCAGUGUGACAAGCUGAGGUUAUUUUUGUUUUUAAAUGAAUCUUGCAUUUUGGUAGAAAGUCUGUACCGCAUCUCAGGCCUCAGUUUACGGUGAAAGAGUUUAAUGACGUAAGCGUUGAUCUGUGGAGGUGAAACUUGUAGCUUUAUGAUGUAAUAUGAGAACGUUUUGGGGUUAAAUUAGUGACCAAACGUCUGCAGUCAGUUUGUUCUCAAAAUCAGAAACGCACCCCAUGGUGUAAGAGUUGUGAAAAAUCACAAACGUCUGUUUAGAGUCGUACUUUUCUCAGGAACAUCAGAGAAAACGUCACAGCAUCACGCGCGCCGGUGUCUGACUCUAAAGCCGUUCUUUCUGCGCGACUGUUGGGGGUUUAUUUUCUUUACGUUGGUGUGGUGGUCGUGUGUGUGUGUGUGUGUGUGUGAGAGAGAGUGGGGUCAGUUGAUCAGGGUAAAUGAACAUCUCGUUAAUUUCUGUACCACACGACAGCAUGUUAGUGUCACUGUCAGAGUUAACGAUGUGGGAUGGAAUCAUUUCAGCUGAAUAAAGAAAAUCAAAGACGAACCAAAA